CCGCGAAAUUCUCCACACAACGGUAAUUUUACCGCCAGAGCGCCAACGCCAACGUUGUUGAAGGACUGUACUUGGUUUUCUGGAGAAAGAAGAAUUGUGAAGAAAUUAAGAGAGGAUCAAUAACCGAGAAUGGAAACUCCUCCACAUGACACAUUGCACGUCCGACGAUCCACUCGUAGUGCCUUGGCAGAGAUACCGGCUCGCAUUGGAGCCAUGUCUUUCUCAGACAACGUCACUCCAGUAACCCGGACACACAACAUGUUCAAUGGGCAAACAAAUUUCAUGAAUAUUCCUUCCUCAUACAUCUCUCCCUCACCUUCCCCUGAUGAGCUGAUCAUCCAGCAGCGAGGGAGGCGCAAGAUGCCUGUGACCUGGUCACCCGACAUUGACUACCGUAAGCGUGAGAGUGCCCCAGCCACUCGAGAGCGGACCCCUGUCAAGUUGUCACCCAACAAGUCACAAAUUGUCUUGAGAAGUACUCCCAGAAAAAGACUUUUGUUGAACGAUCCUAAAGAGUUGUGUCUAUCGCCAGAAAAGAAAAAGACUUCAUCACCUAAUGCCAAGAAAUUACGCUUUGAGCGGACAGCAGAUCCAAACAGUCCCCUGGAAUCUGCGCUUAAAGGUCUUACUCCUGACCAGCUGAUUGGCAUUAUUCGAGGCAUUGUAACCAAGCACUCGGAACUGGAGGAGGAGAUUAAACAGAGUUUACCUGCACCAGACUUAUCACCACUUGAAGAAAGACUGAAUGAGUUAAAGCGAAAUAUCUACAAGUCACUGCCCAGCUCUAGGUUAACUUCAAAGACAGAUUCCCCUGCUUAUAGCAGGGCAGCUAUACAUGUCCUAUCUUUCAAGAAAUGUGUGCUGGAGCAGGGUAGGCAACUGGUGGAAUCACAACAGUGGGGUGCUGUACUGGAGUAUAUCCAGAUGGCCUGGAGCUAUGUGCGGGCCACGCCGUUGUGGGAUAACCCGCCACACAACGCUGCGCGCCGCCAGUGCUUCAAGUCGUUGGCUGCACAGUGCAUGAUGGCACUGAGACAGGGCUGCUUCUCACCUGAAAUCUGCGAGGAGCUCUACACCAAAAUGGAAUCAUAUACCAACGAUAGUGAAGACUUCCAGACUGUUUUAAAGGUCUUGGACACGCUCAGGAAAACGUAAUAGGUGAAGGUAAAAGACUGACACUACGAUAAAACAUCGUAAAAUUUGUAAUUGUUACCUGAUAUAGUGCCUUAGAGCAUUUAUAUUAUUUAAAGGUAUGUGUGCAUGUAUGAUUUGGUAAUUGAAUGAAUGCUUAUUCAUUUAUUCAUGCAACAUUGAUUCAAUCAGUAGGUACAAAGGUAUGAAUAUAAUGGGGAGGUAGACUGAAUAUCACUCUCUCUUUCACCUCAUCUCACCUUUAGUUGAAUGUUACUUUUUGAGUUAUGUAAAUUUGUUAAUGUGUGUAAACAGUGGUAAAGUAAGACUAGCAGACCUAUGUAAUAAAUAUAUUUUUAGGUAUUUAGACUUUAAAAAGUGUUUUAAAAGUAUAAAUUGUUUGACGUGAAUUGCUUCUACUGCAUUAAAAUUUUAUAAAGCGUUUUAAAGAAUUUCCUUAGGAAACAAUUUUACAUAUUUGUUGGUAUUUCAUGAUUUUUAGUAUUGUAUUUUUUUCUUUAGUGUUUUAAUAGUACAAUGUUUGUGCCAUGAGGGUAUGUAUUUGGUUGUUUUUUUAGACGUCAUUAAGUAAUUUACUUAUUGUGUGCAUAUUUUAAUUCAUCCACAUAACUAAUUAUGACCAAUGAAUAACCUAACAAAUGUUUUAUUCUUGUAUAUCAGAGACAAGUUAUUUUUAAAGGUAUAAAAAGUAAUAAGUAACUGUGGUAAAUUUAAUAUAAGUAACCCUGUAUUAUGAAAUUUAGAAACUGUUGAAUAACAUCUGUAAAGUUAGGUUCAAUAUUGAAAUAUUUAGCUAGCCAGUUAUUUGGAUUUCAAGUUGUUUUGCUCUGUUUUAAAUAAGUUGUUGAAAGUAUGAUUAAUUAUAGUUUAUCAUUGUAAAUAAAAUGUAAGAUUUA
Messenger RNA from Homalodisca vitripennis (glassy-winged sharpshooter), 2048 nucleotides. RefSeq lists its product as uncharacterized. Bases 130 to 1155 code for a protein of 341 amino acids. The transcript is spliced from 7 exons. Lineage: Eukaryota; Metazoa; Arthropoda; Insecta; Hemiptera; Cicadellidae. Gene Ontology annotation, biological process: nuclear protein quality control by the ubiquitin-proteasome system; proteasome localization. Gene Ontology annotation, cellular component: nucleus. The record is from RefSeq and is a predicted model, not a curated record.